Molecule: messenger RNA, 3342 nt
Organism: Heterobilharzia americana
Lineage: Eukaryota; Metazoa; Platyhelminthes; Trematoda; Strigeidida; Schistosomatidae
Source: the annotation of a GenBank genome assembly
AUGUUCUGCCUUGCAAAAUGGUUUAAGAAUUCGAAAGUUGAAAAAGAGUCGUCGAAGAUAUCAUCGCAUUUUACUGCAAAUGAUACUUCUCUGUCCAAGGUUACUGAAUUUGAUAAAGAGAACCUGUCACUUGGGUUUGCGACCUGCCUGUGUUCUUUGAUUAAAGUGUCUGACUAUAAUACGCGGCAGAAUCUCAUCAUGUGUCUCCAUGAAGCUUCGUCAUUUUGUCAAAACUUCGGUGUGAUUAGGGAUUCCAAAUGCUUGGAAGCUCUUCUUUCUUUACUCGAUUCCAAGUCGAGUAUGCUACCGGUAUGCAGGCAAAAUCUGAGCAUACUUCAAGUGACAACAAACCUUGCGUGUGAUCAACAGAGCCUUCCCAUAAUUAAGAACUAUUUGGGUGAUAUUUUCCUCAUAGCUGAUACGACGGAGUACAGUGAUCAGGCUUGUGCUGCUUUUCAGGUCUUGGCUAAUAUAGCACUGACUUCACCUGGGUGCGAUGUAAUGCGCGAUGAGUGUGGUCGUUUAUGCAGCAUGCUGGGAAUGCGCAAUCCAUACCUACUUAGGAACUUAUUAGCAGUUUUAGUAAAUUUAUCAUGCGAUGCAAACUGUUGUGACAAACUCCUUGUACAGAAUCCUGAGGAAUUUGCAAAGGCUGUGGAAUAUUCAUUAUCUCUAGAUGUUCCUCCGUUAAUUUCCUUGAAGAUGACAGCUCUGCUUAACAAUCUGUAUUCUCAGAUAGUCAAGGAGAAAGAAAAAUACUGGAGUUCUGUUGGUUCUGCAGUUUAUCCGAAGACCAUCGCUGUUUCACUUAAGGAGAAUCGUACUCGAAUUGAAUCAUGGAUUCUGUCUUUACUGUCAUCAUCGGAGAAUUCUAUCGAAUUCAAUGCUCAUUUGCAGAAACUUCUAUCUUUUGUGAAAACCAUGCUGCCGAGAAAAUCUUUGUCAGCACUCUUCGCAUUACUGAACACUCCAGUGUUAUCGGAAGGCCGGAUUUUUAAAUGUAAUGAUCAUGAGUAUUCCAUCGUUUCUAAAUGGACACAAACCGAUGUUGUUCGCAAGGAUAGUGUUUCAUACUCACAAACGCAUUUCAUCAAAGUGCCGCAGCAAAUCUGUGAAAGUUUACACGUAAACUAUGGUUCACAAGUACAAUUUUCUUCGUUUGGGAAAUGCUGUCCUGUCGCUUCACAGAAUCAAGUACGUACUGUUUGGGAUAUUCAGUCUCCAGAUGGCUGUCAUAGAGCUGUGUGCAUCGAGUAUACUCCACCGUCAAUGUCUCCAAUCUCAUCAAAAUCUGUUACUGCUAGUUCUGCAGAAACAGGUAUUUUCGUUCAAAUAUGGAUCAACGGAUACUUCUCAAAUUGCAUUAAGCUCCCAACAACGUCUGCUAAUGCUCGUCAUGGUCGUGUUCAUCCAUCAUGGGGUCCGUCAUUUCAUGGAGCUGUCUGGUCAAGUGCAAAUGAUAAGAUUGCAUAUCUGGCGGAGGAUGUCCUUGAUGGCUCUUCAGAAGAUGUUGGAGUCAAGUCUUCGGAAGACGAUUCCUCAUCGUUUGUAUUUCAAGAGGACUGGGGUGAAGGAUAUGAAGGUUUACGCAAACCAGUAAUAUGUGUUCUCGACCUAGCUACCGAGACUGUUAGUCUCGCUCCAAUGAAAGAAAAUAACCUAGAUCUGGCUUCAAAUGAGCCAUUGUGGACUCCUGAUGAUAAUGGGAUUGUAUUUGUUGGGUAUCGUCUACAGGCCUACAAUCUCGGAUUAAUUUACUGCAUUCAACGUCCAUCUCAGGUUUACUUUUGGGAUAUGAAAAACGACAGCAUUAAGCCUAUCAGUGAAACCGGUCAGUCUGUCCAUUGCCCUCGAUUCAGUCCGAAUGGUGCAUAUUUAGUUUGGCUUCAGAAUCCUGUUGGAGGACCACAUGGACAAUGUGUUUCUUUAGUCGGUAUUGAUUGGUCAGUCGGAUAUUUUAAGCCCAAAGUUAUCAUACCACUGGUAGACAAACCAUCCAAUGAUGAUUAUACCGACAGAUUUCCAGGACUGUAUUGUAAUUUAUCAGAACGUUGUUGGUCUAGUGAUAGCCAAUGUAUUCUAGUUUCAUCAUCUUGGGGAUUUGAAAAGAUUGGACUUAUUAUUUCAGUGACUGAAUCUAUUCAACAAUGUAAACCAGUUAUAUAUAAACUGCCUAAAUUGAAAUUAACAUCUGAACAAAAUGAAUCUUCAUUAACAGUUUUAGAUGUUUAUGAGGAUAUUUUAAUGGGUUGUAUCAGUUCUCCUAGUCAUCCGCAUCAUAUAGCUGUAUUGAAUUUAAAGAAUAUUAAUUACACCAAUUUAUUAGGUGUUAAUGAGGAUCUUAAUCAACGUCCAUGGUUAAUAGUUCCUUGUGGGACUGAUUUAAAACAAACUUCUUCGCGCUCAAUUAAAGGUAUUCAAUGGUCCAUCCAUCGAAUGGAAUGUGAAACUUUGAAUCAUGAAUUAUCUGAUAUAAAUUCGUUUGAAUAUCUACUGAUACAUCCAAAACUUGAAAAUGAUUGUUCUAUAAAACAAAUAGAUAUUUCUGAUUUCACAUUUGGUAAAGAUAUGUCUAAAAUUAUUGCAAAUCGUCUACAUGGUCUAAUCGUAAUACCACAUGGUGGUCCACAUACUCAAUCAAAUAUUGCUUGGUCUUCAAUGAUAGCUAGCUUUUGUAUUUGUGGAUUUGCUUGUCUAUUGAUUAAUUAUCGUGGAUCACUUGGUUAUGGGAAUGAUUUCACUCGAGAUUUACUUGGAUUUAUUGGUGAUAAAGAUGUAUCUGAUUGUGUUCAGGCUACUAAAUCUGCCCUGAAUUAUCUUAGGAAAUAUGAAUCUAAUCUUAAAGCAGUUUUAUAUGGAGGUUCUCAUGGUGGCUUUCUAAGUUUACAUCUAGCUGCACGAUAUAAUAAUCUAUACAGUGUAGCUGUAACACGUAAUCCAGUCACUAAUUUAGUCAGUAUGAUUGAUACAACUGAUAUACCUGAUUGGUGUUACACUGAAACUGGUCUUACAGAUUGGUGUGAAUGGCCUCUUCAUCGUUUACCAAGUGACAGUGAAUUGAUUCGUCUAUCAAAUGUCUCUCCAUUGAAAUAUUUAAAUCAAACAUGGUCUAUACCAUUAUUGAUGUUGUUAGGUGGUAAAGAUCGUCGUGUUCCAAAUAGUCAGGGAUUUACAUUCUGUCGAAAGCUGAAAUCAUUAUGCCCAAAUAUACCAUGUGAAAUUCUUUUUUAUCCGUAUGAUUCACAUCCAUUAGAUUCUCCAGCUUGUUCAACUGAUAUUUUUAUCAAUUCUUUAAUAUGGUUUUUAAAAUAUUUGAAUAAAUCAGAAUUGGUUAAAUAUUGA